Messenger RNA from Chara braunii, 1354 nucleotides. NCBI's taxonomy places the organism in Eukaryota, Viridiplantae, Streptophyta, Charophyceae, Charales, Characeae. The record is from the annotation of a GenBank genome assembly.
AGCUAGGGAUAAGAGAGAGAGAGAUGAAUUUCGUGUUGAAUUGACCUCUUCACUCAAUGCUAUGAGGCGAUGGCAGGGAAGAAGGUCGUAGAUGCCAAUGAAGAAGUAUCCUCCUUGAAAAAGGAAGUUAAGAAGCUUCGAUUACAAGCCAGGAGUUCGGGUGUCGAGAUCAAGGGUGGUGGUGUUCGUUCCACCGGGAAUGACGAAGCGAUUGCAUGUAUCAUGCAUGAGCACGAAGAAAUGAAGGCAAAAGUUGAACAGGUUGCCGGGACGGCGGGACGAAUCCAGUUGUUAGAAGAAGAGAUCAAGCUACUUAAGCAAAUGCGUGAAGAAGCUUUACAAGAAGCCCAGGUGUGGAAGAAGGAAGCUCUUCGACCCGGGAACAAACGUGGGUGCAUCGCCAUGACGCCAGAUUCAAAAUUAAAGAGUCAUUUGCCAACAACACCUGCGAAGUCAAUUGCAAGACCUGCGGGCAACCCGAUGGAGCUGACGCAGUUGCAUAGAUUGGAGGUGGCAUCACUGAAGGAGUUACGUUUGCAGGAAUUGAAUCGGCGUAGAGAGGCGGAGCAAGAGCUUGACAAAGCAAAGGAAGCUAUCGCACGCAUGGAGGCAGAAAAGACUCGCCAGACAUCGUGUUCGAAUCUGAGAGAACGGAUGGAAGAAGCCGCAGGUUGUACUGUACAACGAACUGGGAAGGGAAAGAAGAAGGUUACAGUCGGACCAGCGGGUGCUAAGGAGAACGACCGAGAAGGAUUCAUCAAGGAGGCGAGACGCGAAUUUCGUAAUUUGAAGAAAGAUGAUGUGAUGGAAAUUUGUGCGAGAGAAGGUGUGAAGUAUACUACUCUACAGGAGACGAUUGAUGAUAUUAUCGGGAGAAGGGUGGAGCUCGCUUUUGGUGAUCCUAAAGAUAAAGGUAAGAUUGCGCACGUAGAGAUUUCUGAUGAUUUGGUGGACGAUCGUGUUGAUGGACAGGAUGUGAAUGACGGGAGGGAUUCUGUUUCUUCUUAGGGUCCCUCCCGAACGCGGCCAGCCUUUGGUCGAUUGCGCAAUCUUGUUCCAAGCUAAGAUUUACCUCUUUUUCACUUCUGCGGGACAAGAAAAUUGAUGCUCUGUUUCAAGUUGUUGUUGUUAUUCUGAUUCUACUUGGUCUUAUUCCUUGGGCCUGUAAGUUCACUCCCCAUAUCUCUGAUUGGUUGAGGGAAGUCGGGUCGUUAGAUGAGGUUAGUGGACCUUUGGUGUAUGUACUAGUCUCGCCCUGGUGCCGCCACGUUUACGUUGGCAGUACAUCUCGCGAUUUAUCAGUUCAGUGGAACGAGCAUGUAUAUCGGACGAGUAAUCAAAAUUUCAUACAAGG